UAAAUGCCGUAUAUAGUGGCGCUGCAACGAGAAAAUAAGAUAUCGAACUAAGGCCUUUGUAAACAAGAAUUAAGCCAAUUUAUUAAUAAAUAUUAAACAAACUAUAUGACAUAACCCCUAUUAUUGUAAAAACGGAAAAAUGGCUGCUUCCUGGUCCGAAGAUGAUAUUGGACGAAAAUGGGAUCGCUGCUUUGCAGACUCCUUUCUGAAAUUAAGUUGUGGAGUAGUCAUUGGUGGAGUAGUUUCUUUAUUUUUUUUCAGAAGAAGAAAGUGGCCACUAAUAAUUGGUGCUGGAUUUGGAUUAGGUAUGGCAUAUUCUGAAUGUGAACGGGAAAUUAAUGCAUUUGCAAAUCAAUAUAAUUUUGAAAGUAAAUGUGAUGGAAAGAAAAAGUAGUACAUAGAGAAUGUUUUAGUGAACAGUCAAAUUCACUGCUUAUGUACCCUAGUACAUUUGUAAAGUAGCUACAUCUGUAAUUCAUUUAAAUCUAACAUUGUAUAGAAUAAAAUUCAAUUGUACUUUAUCA
Vespula vulgaris is the source of this 524-nucleotide messenger RNA. RefSeq names its product MICOS complex subunit Mic10-like. Gene Ontology annotation, cellular component: mitochondrial inner membrane; mitochondrion; MICOS complex. The transcript has 4 exons. The record is from RefSeq and is a predicted model, not a curated record. The coding region runs from base 140 to 394 and encodes 84 amino acids. Lineage: Eukaryota; Metazoa; Arthropoda; Insecta; Hymenoptera; Vespidae.